AUGCUUUAUCGACCCAAUGCGGUCUAUGUCGCCCGGUUCAAUCCUUACUUCACCCACGGCAUUCAGGUCGUUUAUGGCGGCAAGACCUGCCAAAACGAACUGGUGCAGCGUCAGAAGUAUUCUGCCUACCAUAAGGAUCUCGGCCGAGGGAAGCAGAUGAAGGAAUCACACGCUCUAUUUCCGAAGGCGGAGUUCAUGGACUGUCCGGAGGCUGGCAGAUGGUCCCUCUGCGUUCUGGAUAGCGAUGCGCUCCAGAACCAGAUCAUCGCCGCCAAGUUGGGGCAGGUUCUGUUCGACAUCGCCUUCCUGGCAAUGGACAAAAGCAUGAUCGCGAGCAUAGCCAAGGUUGCUGCGGACACGGCCAUGCAAUUGUACCAGUAG
Fonsecaea pedrosoi CBS 271.37 is the source of this 381-nucleotide messenger RNA. RefSeq lists its product as uncharacterized. Lineage: Eukaryota; Fungi; Ascomycota; Eurotiomycetes; Chaetothyriales; Herpotrichiellaceae. The coding region runs from base 1 to 381 and encodes 126 amino acids. The record is from RefSeq and is a predicted model, not a curated record. The transcript is spliced from 2 exons.